This is a messenger RNA of Aedes aegypti (yellow fever mosquito), 620 nucleotides long. RefSeq names its product general odorant-binding protein 99b. NCBI's taxonomy places the organism in Eukaryota, Metazoa, Arthropoda, Insecta, Diptera, Culicidae. The coding region runs from base 8 to 481 and encodes 157 amino acids. Gene Ontology annotation, molecular function: odorant binding. Gene Ontology annotation, biological process: sensory perception of smell. The record is from RefSeq and is a predicted model, not a curated record. The transcript has 2 exons.
UGCACUGAUGCUCAUAAUACUUGAUCGAAGCAAGCUGGCAGUCUGUAACCACUCCGCCAUGACUACACAUCGUCUUUUCAUUGCAGCAACCCUGCUGGUUCUGCUGGUAUCGCUAGCCUACGCUUCCGAGGUGCUGACCAAACGGCAACAGUACGACCAGCACAAGCUGAUGUGCGGUAAAAUAGUUCGCUCCACCAAGGAAGACCGGGAACUCUACAGUCAGUCGCAGUAUCCGGAAACGCACGACACGGCUUGCUUCUUGCGGUGCGUAUCCAUACUGAGCGGAUCUUACGACGACGAAACGGGAGUGAAUCUGGACGUAUUGUACGAUGUCUACGGCAAGGGUACAACAGCGGAAGAGUACGCCGAGGAAUCGAAAGCUUGCCUGGCGUUGCGGGACGAAGUCGAGUGCUACUGCAUGAAGGCGUAUAAACCGCUUAUGUGCUUGAGGGAGCAGUUCAAGAAGAGGAAUACGGCCUAGUUAGAAACAUGAUAUACUCUCAAAAUGAUAUCUUAGGAAUACAAAAUAUUACAAACAUAACUGAGAAGCAUAUUAUGUUGUAGUUCAAUUCAAGUAUUCAAUUCAAACAUCAAUAAAUCAGUUCAGUCAGCUUUCUCUA